Molecule: messenger RNA, 3579 nt
Organism: Trichechus manatus latirostris (Florida manatee)
Lineage: Eukaryota; Metazoa; Chordata; Mammalia; Sirenia; Trichechidae
Gene: NSUN4
Product: NOP2/Sun RNA methyltransferase 4
Exons: 6
Coding region: 18-1178 (386 amino acids)
Biological process (GO): RNA methylation
Molecular function (GO): RNA methyltransferase activity
Source: RefSeq, a predicted model, not a curated record
CGGCGGCGCACGCUAACAUGGCCGCGUUGGUGCUGAGAGGUGUCCGGGAGCUGGAGAAGCGUGUGGAGUUCCUGACGGCCCCGCGGAGACAUCGACAUAAGAAGAAAUGGGCUGCCACAGAGCCCAAAUUCCCUGCCACUCGACUGGCUCUGCAGAAUUUUGACAUGACCUACAGUGUGCAGUUUGGGGAUCUUUGGCCAUCUAUCCGAGUCAGUCUCCUCUCAGAGCAGAAAUAUGGUGCACUCGUCAAUAACUUUACCGCUUGGGAUCAUGUGAUUGCUGAGCUGGAGCACCUGGGUGCCAGGGACUUUGUGAAUGAAGCCUUCUCCCACUGGGAACUGGAACAUGAGAGUGGCCAACCUGCAGCGCCAGCCCCAGCCCCAGCCUCCUGGGCCUGUAGUCCGAACCUUCGAUGCUUCACUUUUGCCAAAGGGGAUGUCAGCUGCUUCCCUCGUGCAAGGCUUGGCAGCCUGGGUGUCCUGGACUACUACCUGAUGGAUGCUGCCUCCUUGCUGCCUGUCCUAGCCCUUGGCCUGCAGCCCGGGGACACUGUGCUUGACCUGUGUGCAGCCCCCGGGGGAAAGACAUUAGCGCUGCUUCAGACUGGCUGUUGCUGCAAUCUCGCUGCCAAUGAUCUCUCCACUUCCCGAACAAGCAGACUACAGAAGGUUCUUCACAGCUAUGUGCCUCAAGAUAUCAGGGAUGGGACUCGAGUUCGAGUUACCUCAUGGGAUGGCAGGAAGUGGGGAGAACUGGAGGGAGACACGUAUGACCGGGUGUUGGUAGAUGCGCCCUGUACCACAGACCGCCACUCCCUUCACGAGGAGGAGAACAACAUCUUUCAACGGUCAAGGAAGAAGGAGCGUCAGACGUUGCCUCUGCUGCAGGUGCAGCUUCUUGCGGCUGGACUCCUUGCCACCAAACCAGGAGGCUACGCUGUCUAUUCUACCUGUUCACUCUCACACUUACAGAAUGAAUAUGUGGUGCAAGGCACCAUCGAACUCCUGGCCAAUCAAUAUAGCAUUGAAGUACAGGUUGAAGACCUAACUCACUUCCGAAAGCUCUUCAUGGGCACAUUCUUUUUUUUCCCAUCCUGCCAGGUGGGGGAGCUGGUAAUCCCAAACCUCAUGGCCAAUUUUGGGCCUAUGUACUUUUGCAAAUUGCGUAGGCUGACAUAGCAUCACCUUGUCCCUAAGGCACUGGUGUAGGAAAACAAAGGGUAUACUCUGUUGGAGGGUACCGGAAACUGAAACCAGUGGCAGAGAUGUACUCUGGGUCCUGUCUGUGUCCUGUUCAAAUUUUUCUGCAGACAGUUUUCAGCAGAGGAAGUAGGAGUUUUUCUGUCCUGCUUUCUAGUUAUGGACCAUCAGCAGGUUUCUAACCCAUUUAUGCCCUACUCCUUACCUGUCUCCACGCCUUUGCUAAAGGUUCCUGCCCCAUUGGGGGCUUAGGAGGAGGAGCCAAUGAGCCUGGCCACAAAUGAAGCUGGAAACUUGGGAAGAAGCAUUUCGUCAGUAAAAUUGUUGAAGCUCUAUAGACCUGGUACUAUAGUUGGAGGCCUCAUGUCAAUCCAAGUACUGUUGGUUCCAUUUGUACCAGCAGCUGCUGCUUAGCACAAGCUCCUAGGAUUAGCUGCCCAAAUCCCAGAACCUCAGGCUCGUUACAGGCCUCUGGUUACAGAGCCUCCCUCACACUUGGUGUAUUCCACCUGACCAGCCUUGAGCAGUCUAUAGGCCCAAACAAGCCUACCUAGUUUCUCCAUAUGGCCCAUGAUCUAAUUUAAGGAACAAGUAACUAAAAAUGUUAAGCCCGUGUAUAAUAAUCUACUUACUUACUCACACUGAGAAAGCUCCGCUGAGCUGAAUAAUUCCACCAGUUCUUCCUGCUGUCACCACCACUGCUGCCAAAUGUGACUGAGAAAGCUGCUCCUGCCGCAGGGCUGCCGUACUCUUUUGUGUGUUUCCUCCUUUGUUCAUUCAUCUGGCAAGUAUUCCUUAGCUCCUGCUGUUUGACAAGUAGCUAGAAUACUGCUGGAGAUGCAGCAAUUGAGAUUGCAGGAGAUAAUCAGGCCUCCUCAUUCUUCGGAACAGCAGAUUGCAUCCUCCUGCUUUCUGAACACCUUGGAAUCUCCAAAUGUCUUUGGUUUUGUUUUGUUAUAUAUUUACAUAUACAUAUAUAUAUGGUUUUUUUUUUUUUUGGUUCCUGGUCUGUGACUGAACUCUAGUGCCAGUACUUUGGCCACCCUCAAAUCCUUCAGAACUUUUACCUCCGCGUCAUGGGGCCUCACCUCACACAGUGUGUGUUCAGGGACAACAUUACAUCAUUUACUGACUGUAUGCUAGUUAUGUUGUUUUUGUAAUUUUAGCCAAAAAAAGGUAAUCCUUUAGUGGCAGGGAUAUUAAAAAAUACUGUGGUCACUUGCGGAUACUGCUUUUUUAUUUUAAAAAAAUCUUUUGUUUUUAAACUGGCGCUUGUGCAUAAUUUUAGAAUACUUGAUGUUUUCCUGGCUCUUUCUAUUUCUCUUAUCCCUCUUCUUCCUCUUUCUGCUACUCCCUUUGUCCUUUAUGCCUUUCCUGCUAAUUUUGUUUGGGUAUUAGAGGUGUCAGCUGAGAAGUACUUUAGAUGAGGUUAAGCUUUCUCCUUUCUUGGGAUUUGCAUUUUAACUAAGGGCCCUGGAAGACCUUCCAGACUUGAGGUCAAGUGAAGCCAGGAGCCCCAGGGAGCGUGGUUAUUGCUCUGAAUAGGACCCUAACCAGCCUGCAUGUAUGGCAGGUGAUCCCUGUGCUGGGUAUUUGCUGAGACUGGGAGGCCUGAGAUACCUGUGCUUUUGCCCUUGGCUUCCUAGGUGUCCAGCCUGUGCUAGUAGAAUGCUAAGCAGUGGUAAUUCAAGAGGAGAGAGUCUCCUGCCCCUGGACUCUCAGUCUAACUGGGGAUAGACAAACCCAGAUUAGAAAAUCAGGGAACUACUUUGGAAAACUCUUUGAAUCAUCUCCUGUAAUUGAACAUUCACCUACCCAACAACCCAGUCAUUCUAACACUAGGGAUAAAUCCAAGAGAAACUCAUACAUGUACAAGAAUGUUUGUAGUAGCCCUGUUCACAAGAGCAAAAACCUGGAAACAAUCCAAAUGCCCAUCAGCAAGAGAGUGGAUGAAUAAACUGGAGUAUUCCCACAAUGAAAUAUUAUACAGCUAUCAAAACAAAUGAACUAUACUGAUAUAUAACAGUAUGGAUGAAUCUUAGCAAUAAAACAUUAAGUGAAAAAAGUAAGUCCCAAAAGAUUAAAUGUAGCAUGAUGCCUGUUAUGGAUCAAAUUGUCCCCUAAAAAUAUGUGGUGUAAAUCCUAACCCCUAUACCUAUGGAUGUAAUCCCACUUGGGAAUAGAGUUUUCUUCAUUGUGUUAAUGAGACCAUAUCAGUAUAGGGUGUAUUUUAAACAAAUCAUUUUUGAGAUAUAGCAAGAGCAGAUUAGGCACAGAAGCAAAGAAGCCCCAAGGCGGAAGGUAGAUGACAUGUCCAACACAUGAAGAUCACCAAGGCACGGAAGCUAAAAAGAGACAAGGACUUUGCUUCAGAGCCGAC